GCCACCGCCACCGCCACCGCCACCGCCACCUCUACGUUCGUCGUCCUCAACCGUAACGCUACUCAAUCUCCGAUUGGUUUGCUCUCUAGUCAACAUCUGUACUGUUUAUAAACUAUAAGUAGGGUUGUAAUAAACAUUUACCUUCACCAUCGAUCAUCGUCUCAGUAAUUUGAGAUCCACGUCUUUGCUGUCAGAUCUGGUGAAUCAAAUGGAUGAUUUUGGUAUGUUAGCUAGAGAUUUCGGGUUUAGGCCCCAAGGAAAAUCUGCUCCGAUGAAAUCCGACGGUGUAGAUUUCCGGAGCAGAGCUCCAUCGUCGUCAUCGCCAUUUGUCGCUGAAGAGAAUCAAAUAUUUAGCGACGUUUUUGGCGGUCCGCCUAAAUUUACCAACAACAACUCUAGAUCGACAUCAGCCAUGUCAGAUAUCGAUUAUGAUUCGAUUUUCAAGAAUUCAGCAUCCACGAAUAGGAUGAAGAGCAAAUCGAUGCAUUCUGCUUCCGCGAGAUACGAGGAUAAUAUUUUCGCCUCGAUGACCGCAUCGCCGCCUAAACGGAGUCAACAGAGUGAUCAUUUUGAUGAUCUACUAGGUAAUCUAGGUAGAACGGAGAAAGUGGAACCACCCAAGCACAAGACUAGCAAGAGUCCAAGAGGUUUGGAUGAUUUGCUUCCUGGCUUUGGAAGCGGCGGUCCUGCAUCCAGUAGCAGAUCGAAUUCAGAGUCAGCACCACUAUCAACUGGCAACACGAAGGAAACUUCUAAUGGAAUUGAUGAUCCAUUUGUGGUUCUAGAGUCUACAUCAACCCCUGCCACUUCAUCCCAAGGUGUUUUCAUUGAUCCACUGGAAACGAUUCACAGGUUUAGUAAAUCUGCGAGCACAAAUGCUGGAGGAUCAUCAGCAAAUGGGGGCAUGUUUGAUGACUUAGACCCCCUUCAUGGAUUUGGUAAGCCUGCACCUGCAUUCUCAAAUGAGAGUAACAAGGGUAAGGAUCAGAGCCCUUUUAAAGAAGGAUCGGGUAUGGGCAGUUCAAGAAGUUCAACUCGUAGGGAGCCACCAGAGAAAUCUUCUUUUACAUAUUCCGAGAGCCAACCACAGAAGGUGCCUCUGGAAGAUUUUCCGGAAUCUCAGCAAACUAUCUUUGACAUGCCGGCUGUUUCUAAAGUUUCUCAGAGAUCUGUUGAUCAGACCACUUCUCCACCUUCUUAUACCGAGACAAGUUCUCAAGUGGACAUGUCUCCCACAUCAGAAGAAUAUGUGCAGCCAGCUGACGAUAUAUGGCUCACUGUGUCAGAGAUACCUCUGUUCACACAACCAACCAGAGCUCCACCACCUUCAAGACCUCCUCCUCCAAUACCGAGGCAUGCUUCAAAGUCUGAAAGAGGUUCUUUUGCUUCAAAUACCAGAACAGUUGGGAAUGAUUACUCUGCUUCACCAAAUUCUGCUAAAUUCUCUCAAAGUUAUAAUCCCUUCCAACCUGUGGCCAAGAGUUCCAUGGUUUCUCCGUUAGAUGAGCUUGAGAAUUUUGCCAUGGGUGGGAUGCCGGACAAUGGUGAGGACGAUGCUGAUGCCCAAUAUGGUGAAGAGAUGGAUUCAAACUCAGCUGCUGCUGCCAUGAAGGAUGCUAUGGACAGGGCUGAGGCAAAGUUUAAGCAUGCAAAGGAAGUAAGGGAAAGAGAACAUGCAAAGGCUUCUAGAAGUAAAGAAUCUAUGAAACUACAGAAAGAUGAAGUGUCCAUGGAAGAAGAGUCGAAGCGGGAGAGGCAAGAACGGGAGCGCCAACAGAGAGAGAGGGAAGAGCAGGAGAGAGAGCAAAGUAGACUUGAAAAAGUGAGGAAGGAUAUUGAAAGGGAAAAAGCUAGACAAGCAGUAGAGAGGGCUACUAGGGAAGCUCGUGAAAGAGCAGCAGCUGAGGCACGCGAGAGAGCAUCUGCUGAAGCUCGCUUAAAGUCUGAGAGGGCUGCCGUUCAGAGAGCACAAGCUGAGGCCCGUGAGAGGGCAGCUAUUGAUGCAAGGGGAAGAGCAGAAAGGGCUGCUGCAGAAGCUAGGGAAAGGGCUUCCGCAGAAAGCAGUGAAAGGGCUGCUGCAGAAGCGAGGGAGAAAGCAGCACGGGAGAAAGCUGCUGUUGCAAGGGCUGAAGCAGAUGCAAAGCGUAGAUCAGAACGUAUUGCUGUAGAAAGGGUUGCUGCUGAGGCUAGGGAGAGAGCUGCUGUAGAAGCUAGAGACAGGGCUGCUGCUGCUGCCAGGAUGAAUCAACAAAAGAAUGAUAAUGACCUUGAAUCCUUCUUCAACAUGGGUUCCCGACCAAGCAGUGCGCCAAGACCGAGGACUGCUUCUGACUCUGCAACUGAUCCACUAUCCCAGAACAGACGAGGUCAGGAAGGGGCUCAGAGGACUAGCACUACAUCCAAUAUGAGAAAAGCAUCUUCUACCACCAAUAUCGUUGAUGAUCUUAGCUCAAUAUUUGGAGCUGCCCCUUCAUCUGCUGGAGGGUUCCAAGAUGUUGAAGGGGAAACAGAGGAAAGACGAAGAGCUAGGCUGGAAAGACACCAACGCACACAGGACCGUGCGGCUAAAGCACUGGAAGAAAAGAACCAGCGUGAUCUCCAAUCACAGAGGGAACAGGAAGAAAGAAGUAGGAUUGGUGAAACUUUAGAUAGUGAAAUCAAGCGCUGGGCUGCAGGGAAAGAAGGAAAUUUGCGUGCACUGCUAUCAACAUUACAAUAUGUUUUAUGGCCUGGAUGCGGUUGGCAACCUCUUUCAUUGACCGAUUUGAUAACUGGUGUCAACGUGAAAAAGGCUUAUAGAAAGGCAACUCUCUGCAUUCAUCCUGACAAGGUGCAGCAGAAAGGAGCUAAUCUUCAACAGAAAUAUGUUGCCGAAAAGGUGUUUGACAUACUUAAGGAGGCGUGGAACAAGUUCAAUUCAGAGGAGCUUUUUUAAGUGGUGUGAAGAAAAAUAUGUUUAUGGAAAAAGAUAUGGUGAUGAAGAGAUUAUACACAUCUAUCGAGCAAAGAGCCUCCUCCAAGGGUUAAUCGGGGGAGUUUAUGUUGCUGUAUAUGUUACCAACCAAGAAGACAGAUUUGUGUGGGAGGUGAGAAAUUAUUUGUUGGUGUAGAAUAAGAUUGUUACAUAUCAUUCCAUUCCAUUCCAUUCCAUUCCAUUCCAUUCUUUUUUUUUUGUGUUCAGGAGCUGCAAUGGUCAAAUCUAGAGCAAUGAUGCUAACAUUGCUUUAGAUUUGGCUGUUUUGGCUAUUGAAAAAAUGAUGAUUUUUUUUUAUCUCUGUUGAGGUUCUUGUGUAUUGAAAUGGAAUACAGUUAUGGGUCCUGCUUUAAUAUUGCUGAAAAUUAUUCAUCUUAA
Cynara cardunculus var. scolymus (artichoke) is the source of this 3352-nucleotide messenger RNA. Its product is annotated as auxilin-related protein 2. Gene Ontology annotation, molecular function: clathrin binding. Gene Ontology annotation, biological process: clathrin coat disassembly; clathrin-dependent endocytosis. Gene Ontology annotation, cellular component: intracellular membrane-bounded organelle; cytoplasm; vesicle. The transcript has 9 exons. The record is from RefSeq and is a predicted model, not a curated record. Lineage: Eukaryota; Viridiplantae; Streptophyta; Magnoliopsida; Asterales; Asteraceae. Bases 209 to 2935 code for a protein of 908 amino acids.